Notolabrus celidotus (New Zealand spotty) is the source of this 4057-nucleotide messenger RNA. RefSeq names its product Krueppel-like factor 6. Gene Ontology annotation, molecular function: DNA-binding transcription factor activity, RNA polymerase II-specific; RNA polymerase II cis-regulatory region sequence-specific DNA binding. NCBI's taxonomy places the organism in Eukaryota, Metazoa, Chordata, Actinopteri, Labriformes, Labridae. The coding region runs from base 215 to 1063 and encodes 282 amino acids. Gene Ontology annotation, biological process: regulation of transcription by RNA polymerase II. The record is from RefSeq and is a predicted model, not a curated record. The transcript has 4 exons.
AAGUUUACAGUGCGCUGGACUUUUACAGAGUUCAGUGUUGUGCGCUCUCGGUGCGUCACACGCUCAAACCCUCCACUGGAAGCGCACGACUCCAGACUCCUCUACAUGCAAAUACAACAAGACUCCAGCUUCUUCUCUCUGAACACAGCGGGCUUCGUUUCCUCUGCAAGCUUGAAUUCGCUUCUACUUGUGGCUGCUGCACCUUAGGACUGAAAUGGAUGUCAUCCCUAUGUGUAGCAUCUUCCAGGAGCUCCAGAUUGUGCACGACACCGGAUACUUUUCAGCUUUACCGUCUCUGGAAGAGUACUGGCAGCAGACAUGCCUGGAGCUGGAGAGGUACCUCCAGAGCGAGCCGUACGUCUCUGCUACCGACCUCAAAUUUGAGAGCCAGGAGGACCUGUGGAGCAAGCUGAUGCUCGCCUGCGGGGACAAGUCGAACGACCAGGACCCAAAGAUCCCCCACAUCAAGGACGAGGAAGACAAUCAGGACAUCCAGCACCUGGACGCCGGUGGCUUCAACUCUGACGCCAGCAGUGAGGCCUCUGACAGCUCAGAGGAGCUCUCCCCGACCCUCGACUUCUCCUCUGGCUCUUUAAAUGACAUACUGGGAGACGCCGGUGAAGACCUGGGCUCGGCCAUCAGCAGCACGCCGCCGUCCUCACCGGAGCUUGGUAAGGAGGGUUCUGUCGCGAAGGUGUGGAGUGGGAUACAGACUGUGCUGCACUCGCCAGGGAAAAUAAGGACUGGGGGAAUGGAGAGGUCAGGGCUGACCAGCGGGGAAGGGUCCCCGGACGGCAGGAGGCGGGUGCACAGGUGUGAAUUCAACGGAUGCAGGAAGGUGUACACCAAAAGCUCCCACCUCAAAGCACACCAGCGCACACAUACAGGUGAGAAGCCCUACAGGUGUUCAUGGGAGGGCUGCGAGUGGCGCUUUGCACGAAGCGAUGAGCUCACCAGACACUUCAGGAAGCACACUGGAGCAAAGCCAUUCAAAUGCAGUCAUUGCGACAGGUGUUUCUCUCGCUCAGACCACCUGGCACUCCACAUGAAGAGGCACAUCUAAGAUGGCCGCCGUGUUCAGAGCUCUGAGGGAUGAUUCUGGUUGAUUGUCCUGACCUGUGGGGGAUCAGCGAGGCCGGUGUGUCCUGGGAGCGUUAACAGGGGCACGGCCGUGUUCCAGUCAGUGGAAAAAGAUGAAGCAACGCAGGCUAUUAUUUGCACCAUACUUAGUGCCUCCAACACCUCGCUGUGGAGAUUGCUCUUGAAAGGCUUUUAACAGAGGCGACAGGAGAGAGAGACUUGGAAAAAUCUGGUCUGGAGACAAUGGAAAGAGACUCUUCUGUAUGGUGUUCAAUGCUUUUUUCCUGGAGGAUUAUGGGACUCCUGCGGGGGUGCCCUUCUUCCCUCCAAUGACAGUGUGUUUGCCUGUGCGCAUGGGGGACUGUGAGUGCCUGCGACUGGAUGCCUGUGCUGGCUUUCUGGAGUGGAUGGAGCUUGCAUUGUGGAACCGCGAGUGAAUGACACAGAGAGGAUGAUGUCUUUUGGGCGGGGGGAUACGUGUGGUCUCACUGAGAGUGAAUGCAAGCAUUAAAAGGGGUUGUGUUUGUGCUGUUUGAGUCUGUCGGCUGUGGCGUGGGGGAAGAAACGGGGUUGUGUUGUGGAGCAGGUUUGCUAGAGAGCGCCCACUUUCUGUGCGGAGGAGGAACUGCAGCUCCAUAUUCAAACAUGAGAGGUCGUUUUGUUUAGUGCAGCUAUUAAAUGUGCAAUGUAUUAUGUAGCCUGUCUCAAAACAUACAUGCUAUAAAGCUCAUUUUGUUGUCCACUGUGUAAGCUCUGUAUCUAAAAAGAAAAAAAACAAUGGUUGUACACAAACAGUUAUCGCCAUUAUAACAGAAGUUGCAUGGGAUCUGGGGAUGUGUUGCUCACCUGUUUGCUUAUAGGACAACAAAAUUCUAUUCGAGAGCAGCUACUUUCAUGUUACUCAAUAUCAUAGUAUUGUACAAAACACAUAAGGCAGUCAUUUUGUUUGAUUUCUCGAUAAGUUGGGGAUACCACUAUUGCUCGGCAACUGUCUUGAUCAUGGGAUUUUUGUUCCUUUUUUCUUCACUUUGGCUCUUUUCUCUUAUUUCUAUCUGUAAAUGCACUGUUAACCUUACUGAUGCCUUAUGUAAGUGGCCUUGUCCUGUUUAAUAGAUCCUUCUCUCACACAAAAACACACCAAACGGGGAUUGCGAAUGCACUAGUGCGGUAUUGAAUUGCUUUACAAAGGCUCUGAUCCAUACAGUCGCACCUUUUCUCCCUUCUGUCUCAUGGCAGACUCCUCCACACUCCGAUUUAAUAAAUAAAAAAGCAUAUAUUAGCUUCAUAAUGACUGCCAUCUUUACAUCCUUGUGCAUUAUUUGUUGAAUAUAUCAUAUAUCAAAUCCUAUUCCCUAAAAAGACCCAGGUGUGAGACAGAAAUGUGGAGCACUUAGUAAUCUGUAAAGGUUUACUACUAUGUAGUAUAAAGAGGUGUGGGUGCACUUCAGACGGACUGUCAAAGGUACAUAGUCUUGGAAAUAUGUUCUCAUGAAAUAUGGCAUGCUCAGUCAAAUUAGGAUUAACUGCAAACAAAACAUUUACAGUCCACUCUGGUCAGCUGAUGUGUCAAAAAGCUUCCAGUUAAAACAAUGACGACACUCUCUAUCAUGAGUCGGUUUUCGUGUUGUGUGUUUUGGAAAGUCUCGCCCUCAGGGUGAGUCCGUAUCUUUACUCAGUCCGGGUUUAAACAACCCGUGAUCUGACUAAAUGGUAUCAAAACCGGUCGGACCAGUUCAGCCGAGCCGCGCUGCAGGUCUAGAGGUUUCUGUCUGCAUCUGUAGGUGAACUGAGAGGAGACCAGAUCUGUGUCAACUUCACUUUAUGCAUGUUUUUACUUCAGUUACUGUACAUGACUUCAACGCACUCCUCCGUGGGUUGAUAUAAUCUUUAUUCUUUUAAUGAUAUCCCUUCAGUUUCACAAUUGGCCAAAAAUCCAUCACUGUUUUUCAUAUUUCUGUGUAAGAUUGGAAUCAUUCUGGGAGUGCUUUUAGUGGACAACAUAUCUUGGGUGAUGCCGAGGUCAGACCACAUGACCUUUUAGUUUGUUACAGAGGUCACUAUGUCAGAUUAGGCGAUCACAGAGCCAUAAAUUCAUGCUGUGACUUGACUGACAGGGGUGACAGACUACACGCUGAUACCUGAUACAUUUUAGUUGACCUAGCCUGAGGGAAAGAGGCAGUGUUGAGGCCGGCCUUAAGGCUCCUCGCUAAUAGCUACGGUGUGCUGGCCUGUAAGUCAAGUCAGCCAUGCCUCUGAUUAUGUAAAAACUUAUAACUUUGAUCACUUCAAAAUUCACCCCCUGUACAAUGUGUGCCUUUAGAGAAAUUUGCUAUUCAGACCAAAACUGUUUUUUGAACCAGGCUGUAAACACGUUAACUUUUACUGUAAAGAUCUUUUUUUUUAAUGGGUGUGUAUGUGGCUUCCGGUGCUUUUGGAGCCAGCCUUUAGUGGCCACUGGUGCAACUGCAGUUUUUGGCACAUCUGCAUUGGCUCCAUUUCUGAAGACCAGCGGUUACAGCUUAGAUUGGACACAUUGUAAAUGGCAGAAAGAAAAAUCAAACAUACUAGACUUUCUGUUGGGAGGUUGUCUCAGAUUUAGCCCUCAUUGUUGUUCAUGUAAAUGUGCCGGAUCGUGUUCUGUUGUGCUUCUAUCAUGCAGUCUGACCUCGGCAUAAGGUUUGUUUAAAGGUCAUCAAACUUGUUGACGUCUAUCAUUCAGAGGUCGACCCUCAUAGUCAGCCUUGUUGUGACUCAACAACUGUACAGUAAACCCAGGUCAACAUUAAAGGAAGUCCAAACACUGAGAAAUGUCAAACUUGCAAAAAUGUACAUUGUAAAAGAGAAUUUUGUAAGGAAGCUUCUAUUUUGAAAGGGUAUGGGACCAAAAACAAGUGCAGUGUGUUGUUUCUAAAGAUGAACCAAUAAAGACGAGGCUGAAGAGUUAUUGUAAAAUAAUCAAACUCUCCUUUCACCUUCA